CUUGUGUUCGUGAUAGUAAUCAUGUUUACAUCCAUAUGCUUCUAUUAAACGAAAGAACCACACGAUCAAAUUAUAAAAACGAUGUCAGGGCAAUUAGCUGGGUAAUUUAUCAUGGCCAUUAUAAAAUUUUGAAGUUUAUAAUAGAAAAUAUUAUGAAAGAAAAAGGAGAAAUAACAGACCUUUUUCAAAAUUCUUUUAAUAAAAAGCGCCGACGUCAUUCAGUAAGUGAGGGUGACACUGACAAGAGUGCAGUAUCUGAUGAUGCAAGCGUUUUAAACCGUAAAUCGGAAAUCCCUUUUCGCAUAAUAAGGAGAGCUAGUGACACAAGAAGUGAACCGAUGACUGAAGAGCAAUGUCGCCUGCUUUGUCUUGGUUGUUACAGUGGUGAUCUAAAUACCGUACAAUUAUUACUGGAAUACAUUCAAGAUGAUGCUAUUAACAAGGAAGAAACACACUGGAAUAUCAAACCGCUGGUAAUUGCGUGUAAAUUAGGGCAUUCAGACAUUGUCAAUAUAUUGUUAAAUGCUGGCGCAAAUGUAAAUCAGAAUGAUGCAACGCAUACACCUUUAACAGCUGCAUGUGAAAAUGGGCAUUAUGAUGUUGUGAGAGAGCUGAUUAAAGCACGGGCUGAUGUCAAUAAAAAAUAUAUGCAUAAAACACCACUUACAUCAGCAUGUUACAUGGGACAUUUAAAUGUAGUUAAAGGGUUGUUAAAAGCAGAAGCUGAUAUCAACUUAACUGAUGAAAACUCAACGCCAUUGGCAGCUGCUUUAAAGAAAGGUCAUUUGAGUGUUGUUGAAGUGUUAAUUAACGCAAUGUUCAACGUCGAUCUAAAGGCAGACGGUAAAACAGCUUUAACAACUGCAUGCUGCAAAUGUAGUUUAAGUGUUGUAAAAGAGUUAGUAAAUGCAGGGAUUGAUGUAAAUCAAAGAGACAAAUAUAAAACACCACUUAAUAUUGCAUGUUUCAGUGGACAACUUGAUAUUGUGAAAGAGUUGAUAAAAUCAGGGGCAAAUGUUAAUCUGAACGAUUUAUCCUAUACUCCACUAGCCGCCUCAUGCGACAAAGGGCAUAUAAGUGUAGUUGAGGAGUUGAUAAAAGCCGGCGCCAACAUCAAUGUCAACUACAGAUACAACACACCACUAAGAACUGCCUGUUAUAGGGGACAUUUGAGUGUUGUCCGUGUGUUGUUAAAAGCGGGAGCUGUUGUCAAUCAAAGAGAAAGAGAUAAAACACCAUUAACAACAGCAUGUUAUAGGGGACAUUUGAACGUAGUAAAGGAACUGAUAAUUGAGGGCGCUAAUGUCAAUAUGCAUGUUACAUGUGACAAAAUAUCAGUUAUAUCUGUGUGUAAAAAUGAACAUUUGAGUAAAAACCCACACAUGGUUAAAGCGUUGGCUGAUAUUAAUCUCAAAAGAGUGUUCAAAACCCCAUUAACAGCAGCAUCAUAUAUGGGACAUUUGCAUGUAGUUCAGGAGUUGAUAAAAGCGGGGGCUGAUGUUAAUCUUAACACACCAAUAACAGCAGCAUCUUACAUGGGGCAUUUGGAUAUAGUCAAGGAGUUGUUUAAAGCAGGAGCCGAAAUCAAUUUGAGUGAUGAAAAUUCAACACCACUGGCAGCUUCAUAUAAACAAGGUCAUUUGAGUAUUGGCGAAGUGUUAAUAAACGCAAUGUUCAAUGUCGAUCUAAAGGCAGAAGGUAAAAGAGCUUUAACAACUGCAUGCUGCAAAGGUAGUUUAAGUGUUGUGAAAGAGUUGAUAAAAGCAGGAACUGAUGUCAAUCAAAGAGAUAGACAUAAAACACCACUAAAUAUUGCAUGUUACAAUGGUCAAACAGACAUUGUAAAGGAAUUAAUAAAGGCAGGGGCAAAUGUGAAUCUGAAUGAUUUAUCUCAUACCCCACUAACAGCAUCAUGCGAUAAAGGGCACUUGAGUGUAGUUGAGGAGUUGAUAAAAGCCGGCGCCAACAUCAAUGUCAACUACAGAUACAAUACACCACUAAGAGCUGCCUGUUAUAGGGGACAUUUGAGUGUUGUUCGUGUGUUGUUGAAAGCGGGAGCUGUUGUCAAUAAAAAAGAUAGAGACAAAACGCCAUUGAUAACUGCAUGUCUAAAAGGACAUUUAAGUAUCGUUAAAGAAUUAAUAAACGCGGGUGUUGAUGUUAAUUUAAAAGGAGACAAAUCACCACUUAAUAUUGCACUUGAGAACGGUAAUUUGAGCAUUGUGAAAGAAUUACAAAUAGCUGGGGCUAAAGAUAAUGGAGACUAUUGAUGUAAAACAGCAUUAACAACCUUGCAAGCAAUUUGAAGCUUAUUAAACUUUAAGUAAUAUUGUGGUUGUAUCAUAGAACUUGUUUUAAGGAUAGAUAGUUAUUAUCAUAAGAGUAAAAAAUUGCAUCAUUUAUCAUUGCAUUAUGUAUUUUACAUUGAGAAGUUUAUAUAAUUUAUUUUAUUUCAUUUCAAAACUAAAUUUUUUUCAAAUAUAUUCGUUUUCGCCCUGUGCGAUAUAUACCGAAAAUUUACCUACCCGAAUUUUAUAAACUUCAGGGAUGUCUCAUGAAAUUUAUUUCACACCCCAUUCCGUCAAUCAUCGGCUAUUAUGGCGUAGAGUUCGGUUUGCGUCGCUAAACUUCGAUGUCUGAGUAAGACGUCAACAAAUUACUUCGAUGUCCACAUGAUAUACAAACAGCUGGUGCAAACUGACAGGAACGUUUAUACAAGUAAACAUUGAUCAAUAUGUUGAUAAUAAUCAUGCAUCGUAUGACAUUUUUAAUGUUUCUUUGAUAUUGAUUUUUGUAAAUAUAGGAUAUUAGAAUCAUGACAUAAGAUAUUUAUAUCGCAUUCGAUAUUAGCCCUUGGUCACUGUAUAUGAGUCCUAGAGCCUAUUGGCUCGUGUAUUGAAUUACAGUGACCUCUGGCUAAUAUAGGAUGCGAUAUAAAAAAAAAAUGCCAUGUAAUAAUCUCUAAUAUUUUUUUUCGUAUAUGUUUGGGAUAUUCUUGUAUAUGAGAUCUGUUUGAUUGAUUUUUAUCUGUAAAAGGAAAUAUACACGUUCAAAAUGUGUUCUUUUGAUUGUUUUCCUUUAUAAUAGACUUGAAUUAAAUGUAUGUAAAUGAAGAGUUCGAAUCUAUGUAUCUCAGAGAGUGCAUAUUUAGAAGUAUAUUAGUUUAUGUGUUAAGAUAAAGACACAGAUAGCCAUGAUAUAAAAAAAUAUAGGAACUCGAUGGAAGUAUCAUGCUGUAAAUAUGCAAAAGGUCACACAAAUAAGAUAUGGUUGUUAAGUCAUUUUGGCACAUCUUUUACAACAUACUCUUAUACCAUGGCAUUUCACACCAUUGACAUAUCAGAUACUUUUUGAGGUUUUUCUCAAUGUAUCGUGUAAAGAAUAAAAAUUGACAGACGGAUUUUAAUGCAAAUAUUUCGGUAAAUAUCAUAACUUAUUUAAUUCUUUAAAUGAAGGAUGUGUAAUUUUUUCAACUUCUCAUAGCAUAGCAUAAUUACCAAACUAAUAAUUUGUUUCAAUUACUCUUAGCAUAGCAUAUUAGAAAUACUAAAUCGUUGCAGACAAAUAUCAUUAUAUUCAAAUCGCUGCUAAAAUAUGAAUGCUUGAAAUGACAGUGCAAAGACAUUUACAUGUACUCACAGUAUUAAAAUAUUUGAAACCAUGAUAAUAGGACUUAAUAGGACAGUUGUCUCCUCGAGGUUUUCAGAAAUUCUUAAAGUACCAAAAAAUGAUGCUAAAAUGUUCACAAAACUAGGCUAUUUGUGUAAUUUAUAUAAAAUUGAAAAGACUUAUAAAAUGCAUAUCAUCCUGAUUUGU
This is a messenger RNA of Magallana angulata, 3816 nucleotides long. RefSeq names its product ankyrin repeat domain-containing protein 17-like. The transcript has a single exon. Bases 36 to 2270 code for a protein of 744 amino acids. The record is from RefSeq and is a predicted model, not a curated record. Gene Ontology annotation, molecular function: protein binding. NCBI's taxonomy places the organism in Eukaryota, Metazoa, Mollusca, Bivalvia, Ostreida, Ostreidae.